AUGUUAAUGCAGGUGGGUGGUCAUCAUGGAAACAGCACUACUUCUGUUGCUUAUAUGGUUACUACUGAAAGUUGUAAUGAUAAUAAUAAUAAUAAAAAUAAUGAAGGCAUUGUAUACUUCUCUUCACAUUAUAAUAACAAUAAUAAUAAUGGUGUAUCGGAGAAUUGUCAACCGAUUUUAGAUUACUUAUCAAAUGAUGUAGAAGUAAUCGAUUUAAAUAUCCCUGCUGCUGUUGUUCAUUUGGAUGAGACUAGUGUUUCUGGUACAACUAGUGUUUUAGGAGAAAAUCAAUUGACUUCAACUUUAUACGAAGUUAAUCCUCUCGCAAAUAAUAAUAAUAAUGAUAAUAAUAAUAAUUUCACUCUAACGUACUCUGAUUCAACAGAAUCCCUAUUGAAGUCUACAAAUAUUGUUACAACAAGCUCUGAACAACAAUCACUUUCAGUUAUUUGUACUGUAAAUCAAAAUGAUCAUAGCAAUAAUGAUGGUGAACAAUCGAUAUUCGAUACAGUUACAGUAUUAAACUCAACUCCAUCAGCAAUCAAUUCUGAAGUUUUACAAGAAUCUACUAUCUCCCUAGAGCUUGCCACUAGUGAUUCCAACGAUGCUUCUUUUUCAUCAUUAAACAAUGAAAGAAUAGAUUGUCUAAAAGAAUAUUUGAAUUUUAAUAAAACGCCUACUACAGAAGAAGCACUAAACAACUCUAUUGUGUAUACAUUAAAAGAUUCUUUGCAUAGUAAUGAUAAUAAUAACAAUAAUAAUGACAACAACAACAACAAUACGGAUUUGAAUAGCUCACCAUUGACAAAUAAUUAUUUAUCGGAUCUAACAUCAAAUUUAAACAACUCAUCAACAUCAUCCCCAUCAUCAACGGCAGCAGUAACAUUAACAUCUUCGAUUUGUCAAUUGCCGACAUCGGUUUAGUACUCUAUGUUGUGAUGUUUUUCUUAAGUCUUGUACAUACAUAUUCACUUCUAUGUAAUAAUAUUGCUGGUCGGUUUAUUAUUUCAAUUGUUAUUAUUAUUAUUACUAAUAUUAUUACUUUUACUACUUUUACGUCUAUUAUGUUAUCAUAUUAUCCAUUUUGAAAGUGAUUCACUGUGUGAUAUUGCAUAAUUCUUUUGGCCGAUGAUAAUGACCUAUCUUAUUGCCUGUUUUCUUUUUUUUUAAGUAUCGCUUCAUUUUUAAGCUUUCUAUGUAUAAUUUAUAUAUUUCCUAUGGGGUGUAAAAUGUAUAAUGCUGUUCAGCAUAUUAUUGUGUAUUCGUGUGUGAGUUUGUGUAAAUAAUAUGAGUACUAAUCAUGAUGAUAAUUAUUAAUCAAUAAUGUUAUUAUUUUAUAAUGGCAAUGAAAUGUUUAUUAUGCGACACACCAAAAUGUAUAACUUUAUUAUGCAAUAAUAAAUAAUAAUAAAUAAUUAUUAUUAUAGUAAAUUUGGUUUUUCCUUAUUACUAUUAUUACUAUAAUAUAUUACAAUAAUAUUUUUUUAUUCUAUUGUUUCAAUUGUUAUAUUAUUUUUAAAAAAUUAUGAUCUCACAAUUCUUCUUUUCGACAAACUGUUAUUAUAAUUUUUUUUAAACGUGUUAUCAUCUCAUGUGUACGAUUGUAGUAGUAGUAGUAGUAUCGUCAAUAAUUCCAUGAUUCAGCGCUUCAUAUUAUUUCAAUUGAGCCGACCUAGCCAUAAUUGUUUAUUUAUUUAUUUAUCUUAUUUCUCAUGCAGCAUUUAUUUUUGUUUAUUUGACAAGACAUAGUGAGUGUUUUAUUUUUAACCAAAUGGAUUGUGUUCUUCUCAUCGUUCUACAUUUCCAACAGUUAAAUAGCCCCCGCCCCCUCUUUUUUUCUUCUUUGUACUGGUUCUUGUAUAUUUGUUCUCAUUGGGUUCUUCCUCCUCAUCAUCGUGAUUAUCAACAGUCGUCAUCGUUGUCUUAUUUUCUCCUCACACUAUAGGAGGACAAGGAGGAGAAGAAGGCGGGGGUUAAGUUAUUUAAUUGAUUCGCUGUGUAAUCAUGUGUUUUUUUUCCAUAUGUCUAUGAUCACAUUAUACUAUCUGAUAAUUAUAAUCCAGUUUGUAUGAAAAUUCCGUUUUUUCAAUUUGCAUUAACUUUUUCCUUUGUUCAUAUUUAUAGUAGAAGAAGAAGUAAUGUGUUGUUAAUUCAGAAAAGAAGUUAUUUAAAUCUAUUUGAAAACUUAAACUCUAAUAUGUUUUGUC
Messenger RNA from Trichobilharzia szidati, 2207 nucleotides. Lineage: Eukaryota; Metazoa; Platyhelminthes; Trematoda; Strigeidida; Schistosomatidae. The record is from the annotation of a GenBank genome assembly.